This is a messenger RNA of Gallus gallus (chicken), 8185 nucleotides long. RefSeq names its product glutamate ionotropic receptor NMDA type subunit 2C (gene GRIN2C). The coding region runs from base 3904 to 7845 and encodes 1313 amino acids. The transcript has 13 exons. NCBI's taxonomy places the organism in Eukaryota, Metazoa, Chordata, Aves, Galliformes, Phasianidae. Gene Ontology annotation, molecular function: transmitter-gated monoatomic ion channel activity involved in regulation of postsynaptic membrane potential; NMDA glutamate receptor activity. Gene Ontology annotation, cellular component: NMDA selective glutamate receptor complex; plasma membrane; postsynaptic density membrane. Gene Ontology annotation, biological process: long-term synaptic potentiation; synaptic transmission, glutamatergic; monoatomic ion transport. The record is from RefSeq and is a predicted model, not a curated record.
GCCGCCGGGCUGCCGCACUGAGCCGGGCACGGCUGCUGGCGGGGAACAGAUGGCUCCGCUGCGCUGACCUCAGCGCUUUGGCCCAGCGCAGCUCCAGCAGCUCUCUGAGCCUCGGGGAGGGGCUCCUCGCCUUCCCAGCGCCGUCCCCAGGUGGAGUGGGGCCGAGGUACCCGUUUCUGGGGUUCCCAGCUUUCCCUUCUCCUUGCACUGAGGGAAUGGAUUCCUCUCGGCUCAACCGCAUCCCUUCUCUGAAAGGACUCCAUGUGCAUCCUUGGCCCCAGAGCCCUCAGAGCACCCACAUUUCUCCUCCUGCCGUUAAAGACUCAGUGUUCCCACUGCUCUGCACUCCCAUAAGUUUUCUGGGAGCCUGAAGCCAGGAAGGGGAUGAGAUGUUCCACAGGCACUGUGCCGCUAGAAUGCACCCAUCCGUUGUCACCACUGACAUCGCAGUGUCCCCAUUGCCAUGUGGGGUGCCUGCACGGGGUGGGAGAUACCCCCACCUGGGGUUUAUCCCUGUGGGAAUUGGUGCUGUGAGCUUUCCUGGGGCUGGGAGGGGAGCAGAGCUGAUGGGCUCCAUCGUUCUGUCUCAUGGCAGGGUGCAGCAGCUGCCCCAGGGCGCUGCUUAGGGACGAGUGAGGCAGUUGUUGGAGGGCGAGGGCUGAUUACACCCCAGGAAUGAGUGAUUUCCUCCCUCCCUGGGAAAUUUCCACUUCUGGGGCAGCCCUGCAGGCGGCCGCCACCAGGGAGGAGGAAUUAUCCCUGUGGUGACAAAGCCUUCCCUAUUUAUUUCAGCUCCCUUAAUUACCGAGCGGGGAGGAUGCAUGGCAGCAGAGUGGGGCCAUGGUGUGUGCACAGCCCCAUCCUUACGGCUCUGCUCCCACCUCUGCCAGCUCUGCUUCACUUUCUCUGUGUUCUGUUUUUGGUGGCCAGGAUCAGGGCAGCGGGCAGCUCUGUGUGGGUACCAACGCCCCACAUACCAAACCCCUAAAUAAGUGAUCCCAUGAAGGUGCUCUUCGCCCACAUUCCUUUGUUAAAUGAGCCCUGGGAUGAAAGGAUGAGGUCGGUUCCCAGUUUCAGCAAUGGGUGGGCUCAGACCGCCUUACUUUGGCCACACUUCUGGGGGAGGCCAGCAGGAGCAGGACGGGCACAGAGCUGGGACCAAACCCCCAGCAUCCAUCUCACGUGCCACCCUCAGGUGAUGGCGCGAUGUUAAAUGGGGCUCAGCAGAGGGACUCACAGCUGUGCUGCUGGGGCUGCUGUGGGGUUCAAGGAGCCUGCAGUAGUGCACGGAGCAGCAUUGUCCCCCCAGAACGGCCCUCCUGCGUUCCUGCAGCCCUCACACGGCCACCGCGGGCCCUCCCUGCAGGAUGUGGCUGCGCACCAGGAGCUGUCAGCGCACGCUGCGGGCAGUGAGCAGCACACAGAGCCUCCUGCAGAGCGCACACCGGGGGAAGGUAACGGGGAGAAGGGAGGGCUGUGGGCUGGGGGUCUGCUGGGGUAAAGCGCAGUGGUGUGGGAGAGGAAGGAGAAGAGAGGGGUGGGUGGCUUUGGGCCCUCCCAGCACUGCAAAAAGGGAGGCGCAGCACACCCAGGUUGGAUGGAGCCGAGUGGGGAAAUGAGAGGUUUCCUCUUGGGAGGAAAUGUCAACCUGUGCCCGGCGGGGCUGGGGGCUUCUUCCCGAGGUGCAGUCGGUGCUUCUGUUCUGCUCUGACCUUUAUAACCACCAGGGUGCUUUUCUGGAGGGGGAAUGUAAAAAGGAUUUGUGUUGUUCACAUGCUGAAAUAAGGUGGUUUUGAUGAUUGCGAGACAGUGCUGUGCGCUGGGGCUGUUACAGAACCUCGGGGCACGGCCAUGGCAGCAGCAUGGGUGCAGGAAUUCUGCUUUUUUUAACAGAAAAAAAAAAUGCUUAUUUUAUUUCAAUACCUUCAGAGGAGAGAAAACACGGCUCUCAGGCUGGCAUGCGUGGCACUGCCAGGCCCAGCCUCUUGCAGGCACUCUCCAGGUGUACCCAGCUGUUCACAGCUUGGGUGGGUGUGUGAGCCCACGGGGGGAAAACAACCCGUGGGAUGGAGAUGGGAUGGUGGUGGGAAUAGGGCUGCUUCCUGUGAGAAGGACCGGCUCUCCAGCAAGGCCCAAUCCAGCCCUUGGUGAAAGGGUUAAUUGCAGCCAGGUGCCCUUUCUCCUUUGCAGUGCUGAAACCAAAGUGACCCUUGCCUGUUCAUGGGCAGAGGACUGGAGGCACUGACCUGUUGCUCAGCCUCCCGUCUCCUUUUCCUGGAGCCAGAGAGUGGUGGCAUCACGCCCACACCGAGCAGGGGGCUGUGCACGCCCCGAGCCCUGCAGAAUCCUCAUGUCUUGAAGAUGUGGGCGAGCUGUCCUGGAGACAGCCAGGCUGCUCAUAAAUGUGUUAAAGCGAAGGCCAAGAGGAAAACACAAUUUCCAUUUGUUUUGGCAUCACUUGCAAACCCCAGGGCCCCUGGCCUUGGGGAAAGGCACGCGGAGGUCCCACGCUCGCUGUGAGCAGCGGGGCUGGCGUAGGCUAAAACCUCCCUGCAAACGACCUUUCCAUGAGGUGACACGUGGAUGGGCGCUGGGCUGCGUUUGGUGCCGGGGGAGCGCGUGGUGGCACGGGGGUGUGAUGGUGCUACAGGCGGCUGCGGUGCCGGUGUGGGGGGUGGCAGCCAUCCCAGCGCUAUGGGGGUCUCACUCUGGGGUCGCUGUGUCCCUGGGCUGGGCACCUCUAUCUCCAGAGCUGCCACGGGUGCUGUAGGCAGUUGGUGCUGUCUGGGGGCCAAAAAGAACGCAGCGCCCAACCUGAGGGCAACAGGACCUCCUGGGGCUCUGCCCAUCUCCCCCUGCCUUUGCCGGGGCUCCCCCUGCCCUCCCCCCGAGCAGUGCCAGGGAUCAGCUGAUGCCUUAAUACGGGCCCUGGCGACAGCUGGAGGCUGCUGCUGCCGGCGGGGGCUGCGCUCCCUGUGCCCCCCCAGCGGCGGAUGGGGGCCCGGGGCUGCUCCACGCUGGCUGGGGGGCACCACGAUGGGCAGCAGGACCAUUCCCAGCGGUUAAGCUAGCAAAGGGCUGGAAGGUAUUUGGGGUAUACGUGUUUGGGGGGGACGUGGGUACAGUCUUCGAUUCUUUCUGUGGGUGGGCUGCAGGGGGGGCAAUGUCCGGGGAGAGGAAGAGGUCCUUGCCGUGGGCUGUGCCACUUUGCAUGGUUAUUUUUUUUCGUGGGGGAGCUUUGCUCUUUGGCUCCCCACGCCCGGAGCACGAAUUUGGAGGGGGGACUGCAGCCAAGCGGCGAAGUUGCGGCUCGGCAGAGGGCAGGGGCCGGAGGACAUAUGUCUCGUCCUUCUGCCAACCCCUCCUUUUCCUGCCCCCUCCCCUCCCCCCCCCCCCUCCCCUCCCCGUGCCCGCGUCUCUGCCUCCGUCCCCGAUCCCCAGCCGUCCCGACCCCGCUAUGGCUACCGGGGAGCCGCGAGCAUGAAGCUGGGGGCAGCGGUCCCCUUGGAACACCUGCUGGCGUUGACUGAGCUCGCCCCCCCACCUCUCCGUGCGCACCCACCCCUCUCCCUCCUUCCUCCGCUCCCAUCCCUUCCUCCCGCCGCAGCUGCAGCGCUUCCUCCUCCUCCUCCAAGGACGAGUCUGGGACCGACGGCCGGACCCCCCCUCUCCACCCCCGCACCUCCCCCUUCGCCCUGGCACGGCGCACCCCACGGCCGCAGCGGGGUCGGACCGUGCCCUGGGGCUGCCCCGGGCGGGGGGCGGCAACGGGAGGAGCCCCCGGGAGCGGAGCGGGGCAUGUAGGAGCCGGAGCGGCGCUGCUCCCGUGAGUACCGGGCGGACUGGGGGGGCCGGGCCCCCGACGGGCUCGGCAGGAACUUUCAGCGGGACACGGCGGUGGACAUGGGCAGAGCGCCGGCGCACACUCUGCUGCUGUCGCUGGUGCUGGGCUGCUCAGCUGCCUUCACCGACGUGCUGCUGCCCGGCCCUGCGGAGCCGGUGGUCAACGUGGCCGUGGUGUUCGGGGGCACGUCCUACCCGCUGCACAUCCGCUCCCGCCUGAGUCCCCAGAGCUUCCUGGACAUGCCCCUGGAGAUCCACCCCAUCACCGUUGUUGUCAACAACACCAACCCCAGCACCCUCCUCACCCACAUCUGCGACGUGCUGGCCAGCCACAAGAUCCACGGCAUCGUCUUCGAGGACAACGUCGGCACGGAGGCGGUGGCCCAGAUCCUUGACUUCGUCUCCUCCCAGACCCAGGUCCCCAUCGUCAGCAUCAGCGGGGGCUCUGCGGUGGUCCUCAGCCCCAAGGAGCCCAGCUCAGCCUUCCUGCAGCUGGGCGUCUCCAUCGAGCAGCAGAUCCAGGUGAUCUUCAAGGUGCUGGAGGAAUACGACUGGAGCUCCUUUGCCGUCAUCACCAGCCUCUACCCGGGCUACAACAUCUUCCUGGAGCUCAUUCGCUCCUUCACUGAUGCCAGCUACUUCGGCUGGGAGCUGCAGGACGUGCUCACCUUCGAGAUGAGCCAGGAGCGGAGCAGCUCCAGGACGCAGCGGCUCCUGCGGCAGCUUGAUGCCCAGGUGCUCCUGGUCUACUGCUCACGGGAUGAGGCUGAGUUCCUCUUUGAGAUGGCCGGGCAAGCUGGGCUGGUGGGGCCGGGCUACAUCUGGAUUGUGCCCAGCCUCACAGUGGGCAACAUGGAGCUGCCGCCCACCUCCUUCCCCAUCGGCCUCAUCAGCGUGGUGACAGAGAGCUGGAAGCUGAGCCUGCGGCAGAAGGUGCGGGACGGGGUGGCCAUCAUCGCCAUGGGGGCAGCCAGCUUCUUCCGAGCCCACGGCUUCCUCCCGGAUGUGGGACGGGACUGCCGGGCUCCCACUGCUGCUGCCAACGCCAGCUUCUACCGGCACCUCCUCAAUGUGACGUGGGAGCACAGGGACUUCUCCUUCAACGAGGGCGGUUACCUGGUCAGGCCCACCAUGGUGGUGAUCUCGCUCAACCAGCACCGGCUCUGGGAGAUGGUGGGGAAAUGGGAGCACGGCAUCAUCCAUAUGAAGUACCCGGUGUGGCCCCGCUACGGCUCCUUCCUGCAGCCCGUGGUGGACAACCGGCACCUGACGGUGGCCACGCUGGAGGAGCGGCCCUUCGUCAUUGUGGAGAACACCGAUCCCAGCACCGGCGUCUGCGUGCGCAACACCGUGCCGUGCCGCAAGCAGACCAACGCUUCGGCCAGAACCCUGACCCAUUUUUCCCGGCGCGGUCUCAGCAGCGAUGGCCUCGCAGACCCCUACACCAAGCUGUGCUGCAAAGGCUUCUGCAUCGACAUCCUGAAGAAGCUGGCCAAGACGGUGAAGUUCUCCUAUGACCUCUACCUGGUGACCAAUGGCAAGCAUGGCAAGAUCGUGCGCGGGGUGUGGAACGGCAUGAUUGGUGAGGUGUACUACAAGCGCGCAGACAUGGCCAUCGGAUCCCUCACUAUCAAUGAGGAGCGCUCCGAGAUCGUGGACUUCUCCGUGCCCUUCGUGGAGACCGGAAUCAGUGUGAUGGUGGCCAGGAGCAACGGCACCGUCUCCCCCUCCGCCUUCCUGGAGCCCUACAGCCCAGCCGUGUGGGUGAUGAUGUUUGUGAUGUGUCUGACCGUGGUGGCCGUCACCGUCUUUGUGUUCGAGUAUUUCAGCCCUGUUGGUUACAACCAGAACCUCACCAGUGGCAAAAGGCCGGGCGGUCCCACCUUCACCAUCGGCAAGUCGGUGUGGCUGCUGUGGGCUCUGGUCUUCAACAACUCCGUGCCCAUCGAGAACCCCAAGGGCACCACCAGCAAGAUCAUGGUGCUCAUCUGGGCCUUCUUCGCCGUCAUCUUCCUCGCCAGCUACACUGCCAACCUGGCAGCCUUCAUGAUCCAGGAGCAGUACAUCGACACUGUGUCAGGGCUGAGCGACAGGAAGUUCCAGAAGCCGCAGGAGCAGUACCCCCCGUUCCGCUUCGGCACGGUCCCCAACGGCAGCACCGAGAGGAACAUCCGCAGCAACUACCCCGACAUGCACACCCACAUGGUGAAGUACAACCAGCGCUCCGUGGAGGACGCCCUCACCAGCCUCAAAAUGGGGAAGCUGGAUGCCUUCAUCUAUGAUGCAGCGGUGCUCAACUACAUGGCGGGCAAAGAUGAGGGCUGCAAGCUGGUGACCAUCGGUAGUGGGAAGGUGUUUGCCACCACGGGCUACGGCAUCGCCCUGCAGAAGGACUCGCGCUGGAAGCGGGCCAUUGACCUGGCCCUGCUGCAAUUCCUGGGAGAUGGUGAGACCCAAAAGCUGGAGACGGUGUGGCUGUCGGGUAUCUGUCAGAACGAGAAGAACGAGGUGAUGAGCAGCAAGCUGGACAUUGACAACAUGGCUGGGGUCUUCUACAUGCUGCUGGUGGCCAUGGGGCUCAGCCUGCUGGUCUUCGCCUGGGAGCACCUCGUCUACUGGAAGCUGCGGCACAGCGUUCCCAAGUCCCACAAGUUCGACUUCCUCCUGGCCAUCAGCAGGGGCAUUUACAGCUGCUUCAGCGGGGUGCAGACCCUGGGCAGCCCCGGGCGGGCGCCCACACCCGACGUGACAGCGAGCUCAGCCCAAGCCAACGUGCUGAAGAUGCUGCAGGCGGCCAAGGAUAUGGUGUCGACGGCCAGCGUGGGCGGCUCCCUGGAGCAUGCCACGCGCACCAUCGAGGACUGGAGCAGCCGCAGCGAGCACCUCCAGACCACCUUCUCGCUCAGGACACCGCAGCUCGUGGUGCAGAACAGCACCGGCACACACCGGGGUCCCUCCUGCGGCCCCCUGCACCCUGAGAGGCUGCGCAGAGCCUACGCGCCCAAAGGGCCCCCCCGGGGGCUGCCUCUGCCCAUCCCCGUGGACUCCCGCGAGGAGAGAUGGAGAGGGACGAGCGAGCGCACCCCCCGCGUCCUUCACCCCGUGAAGGUUCAGGGCGGCGGUGCGGCGGACAGAGCCCUCCCGGGGCCGUUCCCGCACCUCCCGGCGAAGGCGGCGCCAGAGGGGGAUUUCGAGGAGCACGCGCUGAUGGGGAACCAUAUCGGCGCUCCCGUUGCCGUCCCGACGCCUGCCAGGGAGCUCCCGCCGCCGGACAUCUACCGGGAGCACAGGCGGGCGGAGCGGCCGCCCAGCGCCCCGCUGCUCUGCGGGGACGGCGCGGGGACGGCGCCGCGGCCGCUCCCGGCGUCGGAGACGAGAAGGGAGGCGGGGAACGCGUCCUUCCCCCCCGCCUGCUCCCGCAGCUCCUUCCCCAAAGCCGCCAGGACUUGCAGAACCGCGGCAGAGCGGGAGCAGCCGAGCCGGCGGGCGAGCGCGGACCGGGCGUCGCGGGAGCGGGGAGAGAAGCAUCGCGGUGCGGGGCUGCGGCGGUGCGGGGCGCUCCCACCCGCUGCCCGCGGCGACGUCCCCGACCUCUUCCCCGAAGCCGAGGCCGCCCACGGCUGCGGUCCGCGCUGCCCCGAGGCCGCCGGGCGGCUGGCGGGGACGGGACGGGCGCCGCGCUCUCCUCUGGCCCGGCUGCCGUCCUACCGGGAAGCGUGCCGGCAGAAGCCCCGCGGCACCGCGUGCGCGCCCUACGCCUGCGCGGACUCCUACGCCCACCCGCCCCUCUACCUGGGCCGUUUGUCCCGCGAGCACCCCGAGGUGCCGGGGGGCGGCCGGGGGUCGGGGCGCUGGGACGGAGCCUACAGAGACUGGGGGCGGCGGGGGGAGCCGGGCUGGCUGCGCGCGGUGGGCGCGGAGCGGUUGGCGGCCCGCGGGGCGAUGAGUCCCUGUGCCGGCGGGUCCUGGCGGCGGGUCUCCAGCCUGGAGUCAGAGGUCUGAUGGGGGCACGGGCAGCUCCGAGAGAUGCGCCGCUCCCUGCUCGCCGCCAGUCUGGGUGGAGAGAAGCCAAGCGCCCUUCGCCCAACUUCCCUGCACCGGGCUGCUCCUCCUGGAGAUGCGCUCGAGCAUCCUCCGUCACCAACAGCGGGAUGCUCCAAACCAGAUCUGCUCACUUUGAAGGCCAAAGGAGCCUCCUCGAGGCUGGACUGGGCUCUCCCCGCAGGCAGGGCUGGCUGGGGACAUGGGGACACCAAACUCAUUGUCACCAUGUUUCUGUCUUGGUUUCAUCGAGGGACUCCAAGCGUCCUGUCCGGGUCAUUAAAGAGACAUUUUGAACCGG